Molecule: messenger RNA, 1995 nt
Organism: Klebsormidium nitens
Lineage: Eukaryota; Viridiplantae; Streptophyta; Klebsormidiophyceae; Klebsormidiales; Klebsormidiaceae
Source: the annotation of a GenBank genome assembly
GCCAACACUCCCGACUGCAACCGCUGACUCGGAGCUCGCUGAGACACCCGAGUCAGGCCUCCUUUCCAGAGAGACAGCCAACGCUCAACCGCAACAGCUGAGUUGGAGCUCGCUCAGACGUCUGAGUCAGGUUUCCCUUGAGAGAGAGCUCGGAAUGGCUUCGGAAACGCUCAACCGCUUCAGAUUUGCUCGAGGAAAGUCUGACUCAGGCCCCUCUCGCGAGAAGCAAACAAUGGGGCUUAGGGCGGCAAAAACUCUAUAUAAGGAGGUCUCAUUCCUCUUUUCAGAUCAGCCAAGUCUAUCAUCCUUCAGCCCUCCCUCCUCGCAACAUCCCAGCAGCAACUUCUUUCCGACCUGCAUACACUGUUCUGAAGCGCCCUCUUCAGAGCAACACCAACAGCUUCCUUCAGUCUGUAGGAGACCUUUACAGCAUGCUUUUCCUGCUCUGAGCGGGCCUCUUCCUGCCUGCGACCUCCUGCACGCGAGCACCGAUUUCUUGCAUAGUUAGGGAAGCCAGGAAGCCCCGAGCCAGUCUCAGCAUCCGUGCGCAGCUGCCCAACGCAGCUUGCAACAGCACCAAUACAGCUGCAACUGAAGACUGCUGGCAUGGCUUCUGACCCGCGAUCCCACUGGGAAAAUGAUCCUUCCUCCUCUGAGGAAUUGGAAGGAGAGGAUAUUGAAGGUGUCGAGUAUGCGCCCCGCUCUGUUGGCGGCUCCCAGUCUGGACGCUCGCUGGAGGAGUUCCUUCAAGACGAAGACUCUGCCAGCAUCCAAGGCCCGUCCUUCUACAGGGCGUUCAGCAAUGGGAAAAGCCUCAGCCUAACUCAGCUGCCAGAGGGCGUCUCAACUUUGCUCAGCAAGAAGGAAUUUGCUCCGGGUUACGUGCCCACCUCUCCAUUCGCUUGGACUUCCGGUAGCGCCUUUGGAAAGCGGAUAUGCAUAACCCCGCCAAGCAACUUCCAGGCGCCAUCAUCUCGUUGCAUCCUGCAAAACGUUGGUGGCAAGAGGCUCGCAAGUGAAGCUUCAGCUGGCAAUUGCAGUCCGAGUCCAACAUCGAGAAGGAGAGGCCUCGCAAAGAAGCGUCGGCGCGUCAUCCUCUCGCAAGACUCAGAAGACGAGCAGCCGGUGGCCCCCCUGCCUCUUGUAGAGGUGGCAAUCGGUCAACCCGUUGAUAGGGUGCGCGCAACUGAUCGCAGCCAAGAGCAUGGUUUCGCACAAGAGCAAGCUCAGAUCCCUGGUCGUGUGAUGGUGCACACCGAGCGUGACGGCACAAUCCAGACAGUGCAAGAGAACAAACUCGGAACGGCCUUCUUCUCCAAGCUCAGUCGAGCAAAGCUCCACUACCAAGACCCUAAGAACGGGCCGCAGGGUUUCAGCAAGCGGUAUGCUGCUCUCUGCGAGCACAAGGUGGAGCUGCAACUUCUCGACCACAAGGGCUAUCGCAGCUAUGGGUCGUACUCAGACUGGCCGACCGCGCGGGACUUCACUUCGCAGCAGCCUUUCCUCGAGGAGGUGCUUGUCGAAGGGAAACCCUGCAAGCCGUUCCUAGACAUGGAAAGAGAUCAGGGGUUGCCCGAGGGGGAAACUCUUGAGAGCAUCAUCAGCCAGUUUCAAGAGGCCAUCACGAAGAUCUUUGCGGAGGACUACGCAGUCGAGAUCCAAGAGCGGGACUUCAACUGGGUCCACUGCGACUACGGACCCGGCGGCAAGUUCAGCGUCCAUCUCGUCAUCUCAACGCAUGGGCCGCGACAAAUGGUCUUCCGUUCCAAUCUCGCCCCUAACGUUGACCCGCAAGGAGCAGGGCACCUUGCCCGUAGGCUUGCUAAGGUUCUCCCCCCGACCCUGGCUGACCUCAUCGACCAGAGUGUCUACACUCGGAAUCGAGGCAUCCGGAUGCCUGGUUGCGCAAAGCCAUCCAGACCCGACUGCCCCCUGCGUCCCCUGGACCACGCCAAGCCAUAUGCUGACAGCGUCAUCACCUGGCAAGGAGGUUGA